AUGUCUUCCAGUCGUACUACUACCUGGACUACCACCAUCGGCUCUAUCCCCAUUACGGGUAGACAACCUUCGCCACCUUCGGCUCCAACUCGCCAUUCAAUGCUGGAUCCGUCUGAUGAGGAGCGGGAGCUCGAGCUCCAAUUGGAACAUACCAGGGAAAGGAACAGGAAGAGAAAGGAGGAGAAGAAAAAGGCCGAGGAAGAGGCCAAGCGGAAGGCAGAGGAGGAGGCUGCCGUUCAGGCUGCCAAUGCCAGGAGGAUGGAGGAGGAAAACGCAGAGAAGAGAAGGAGGAUAGCAGCAGCAGCAGCGGCUCGGAAUUGUCGGGGGCCCUCACCAGGUGAGGCUACUACUUCUGCUCGUAGAGUGGAAGUGGCCAUCCCUUGUGUGGUGAAGAAGGGAAAGGCCUCCCAGGGGAACGAGGUUAGUGGCGGAGAACCGGAUGACGGCGACGAAGACGACGAAGAUUGA
Molecule: messenger RNA, 468 nt
Organism: Lentinula edodes (shiitake mushroom)
Lineage: Eukaryota; Fungi; Basidiomycota; Agaricomycetes; Agaricales; Omphalotaceae
Exons: 2
Coding region: 1-468 (155 amino acids)
Source: RefSeq, a predicted model, not a curated record